Messenger RNA from Nerophis ophidion (straightnose pipefish), 1535 nucleotides. RefSeq names its product TATA box binding protein like 2 (gene tbpl2). Gene Ontology annotation, biological process: DNA-templated transcription initiation. The transcript has 8 exons. The coding region runs from base 270 to 1211 and encodes 313 amino acids. Lineage: Eukaryota; Metazoa; Chordata; Actinopteri; Syngnathiformes; Syngnathidae. Gene Ontology annotation, molecular function: DNA binding; RNA polymerase II general transcription initiation factor activity. The record is from RefSeq and is a predicted model, not a curated record.
CAAACUGCGCCUGCGCACGGUCUCGUUGGCUGCCUCGCCUCAGGCAUGGCGCGCCUCCUGCUGGCAGGAGGCUAAAGUGCGAGUGAUGGUACACUGUAUUACACUUUGCGGAAAGAAGAAGACAAGCAUAAAUGAAAAUUUAUAAAGAUAGUUAAAUGAAUGAAAAUUGUUAUUUCGUACCAAUCAAUUAACUACUUGGUCCUCGUCAUCGUCAUCUGAUUGGCUGCAGCUGUGUCAAGUUGUGUAGCAGGUCACGUGGUUGUGCAACGAUGGAGGAGUUCGCAUUGGAACGAUACUUUUAUGAUUCGAUCGCAAAUGACUCCUGCCUCGUGGUGGGGGAGGAGCUGGGCCUUCACAGCCCCACCCACCUACUUCCAGGCCCCGCCUCUACAAGUCAGGACUCCACCCACCAGUCGACAAAAGCUGGGCCCGGCCGAGAGCUGGCGGACGAGCUGGACCUCAGCUUUCUUCCUGACGAGCUUGGGGCGCAGGACGAUGCAGGUGUCCACACGUCUCACCACAGCGGCAUUGGGCUGGACUUCCCUUCCCAGAUUUCCUCUGUUACCCCAAAUAAACCCUCGCAUGAGUCACCUACGGCCGGCCCCUCCCUUUUCUGCCCCAUGACGCCCAUGGCCCCCAUGACUCCUAUGACGCCGGUGACCGAGAGGUCAGGAAUCGUCCCUCAGCUGCAGAACAUCGUUUCCACUGUCAACCUGGGCUGUCCUCUAGACCUCAAGUUCAUCGCUCUUCAAGCCAGGAAUGCCGAGUACAACCCCAAGCGUUUUGCUGCCGUCAUCAUGAGGAUCCGCGAGCCCAGAACCACAGCACUGAUCUUCAGCUCAGGGAAGAUGGUCUGCACCGGAGCAAAGAGCGAGGAGCAGUCUCGACUGGCGGCCAGAAAGUAUGCCCGCGUGGUGCAGAAGUUGGGUUUCUCGGCUCGCUUCCUGGACUUCAAGAUCCAGAACAUGGUGGCCAGCUGCGACGUCUGCUUCCCCAUCCGACUGGAGGGACUGGUUCUGACCCACCAGCAGUUCAGCAGCUACGAACCCGAGUUGUUUCCGGGCCUCAUCUACCGGAUGGUGAAGCCUCGAAUCGUCCUGCUUAUCUUCGUGUCGGGGAAGGUGGUCCUGACCGGAGCCAAAGAACGCAGCGAGAUCUACGAAGCCUUUGAGAACAUUUAUCCCAUCUUAAGAGGCUUCCGGAAGCAGUGACAUCACUUCCUGUUUCUUUGUAAAUAGAUGUGCAUUGGGUUUGAUGACAAAUAAAUUAAACCCUACCGCUGCGUUUUAGAGCUUAACGUAAAUAUUUUCAACAUGAUUAUUUAUUUAUACAUAAUCCAACCUGUUUUCAUACCUCAAAAUAUUAAUUUUCAUAUAUUAAAAUACUUAUUUUCAGACCUCAAAAUAUCUAUUUUCAUAUCUCUAAAUAAUUGUUAUACCUCAACCAACGUAUUUCCAUAUCUCAAAAUAUUUCUUUCCAGACCUCAACAUAAUUAUUUUAUUCCUCAAAGUAUCUCUUUUUAUAUCUCAUCCCUC